Messenger RNA from Seriola dumerili (greater amberjack), 1162 nucleotides. It is a transcript of the gene tmem72, whose product is annotated as transmembrane protein 72. The record is from RefSeq and is a predicted model, not a curated record. The coding region runs from base 227 to 1021 and encodes 264 amino acids. NCBI's taxonomy places the organism in Eukaryota, Metazoa, Chordata, Actinopteri, Carangiformes, Carangidae. The transcript is spliced from 5 exons.
UGAAGUAAACUGGACCAGUUUAAGAGGCUCCACAUCAUGGCACUCCCCAUGGAUUACCUGACUUUGGCUUUUUUACCAACAACCAUCCAUCUAGCUGACGCUCAACUAUGUGUCUAGAAUGCUACUUUAGUAGCUCCUAGGUCACCAACUAUCUCAGAUAGUGUUAGAAAAGUGUGAAGUGUUACAUUUUUAAACCUUGACAAGGGAAGAAUAAGUAUUUGAGGCCAUGGGGAACUCAGAGAGUGUAUGGUGGAUUGUAGUGGAGUGCGCCUGCAGGAUCCUCGGUGUUUCCACAGCAACAGUGUUGUGCGCUGUGGGAGUAGAGACCCUGCAACAGGGAGAAUUCAACAGCCUCGGCAUCUACUUAAUGGUGUCAUCUCUUGCCAUCAUGAUGUUUGAGCUGGCCUAUUUCCUGCAUGCUCUCCUGUCUAUGUGUCUGCCCUGUCCUCCAGACUGGCAGCUGUUCGUGUUGUGGGGGAAGAUGGCUCAUAUUGGAGGCUUCCACAAGUUCCUCUAUUACUCCAUCAUGUCAGUGGUCUGCUUCUUGCACCCUGUGUUGGUGUGGCAUGCAAUUAUCCCAGGGACAAUGCUUCUGGUGACAGCCUUUUUCUACUUCAUACUCAGCAAGAAAACAAAGGCCACGUCUCCCAAAAGGCCACAGGAGAGCUACGGCGAUCAAGGCCCGACCACUGUCUGCGUGACGGAGAGAGCAGGCUCGGAGAGCAGCGUUUCAUUCUUCCACAUGAUGACAGGAAGGAGAGGAGGGGGACUGGUUCUCGCAGCCAGAGACCGCUGCCUCAGCCUGGGAGAGAGAGGAGAGAGCGUCCAGGCUAUGCUGGAGCUGGAGCAGACAGCAGCAGCUAAAGACACAGACAGGGGGAGGAGGGGGAGGAAAGAGAGGAGGCUGAUCAGCCUCAGAGAUAGGGAGGAGCCUGUGGAGGGAGAGAUGGAGGAGAUGGACGGCUUCUGUGAGCCGGAGCCAGACACCACCUCAGACACUGCACCUAUGAUUACUGACUGAACGUCCCUCUGCGCUCAGACUGAGCUGCUUACUGAUAUCACAUGAUGGAGAGCAUGGGUAAUUUAGUCAUACUGACUGUGUGCAAGCAGCUGGUGCUGCACUGUGGCUGUCUUUCAUUUAGCUGAAAAUACCAAUAUAAAA